Coccomyxa subellipsoidea C-169 is the source of this 996-nucleotide messenger RNA. RefSeq lists its product as hypothetical. The coding region runs from base 187 to 876 and encodes 229 amino acids. Gene Ontology annotation, molecular function: ferrous iron binding; peptidyl-proline dioxygenase activity. NCBI's taxonomy places the organism in Eukaryota, Viridiplantae, Chlorophyta, Trebouxiophyceae, Coccomyxaceae. The transcript has 5 exons. The record is from RefSeq and is a predicted model, not a curated record. Gene Ontology annotation, biological process: cellular response to hypoxia.
GCGCAGGCGUUGCUACAACAGGGAUACGUUGUCACAGACAAUGCCCUCGAUGGUGGGACAUGUGAAAGGUUUAGACAAGAGAUCCAUGCUUUGAGGGUAUCUCAAAAGCUGCAUUUGAACAGCACUCAUCUUGUGAAAGCUGGGAAACGCGAUCUGCUGCAGAAACAAGGCAUCUAUGAAGCAGAAAUGGCAGACAAGGCUGUACAGGAAGCAGCACCGACUAUUGCAGCACUUCAGAGGGACAGGACGAUGCUCACAAUGCUGUCGUUGUUCCUUCCGCACUUAAGACUGCACUCACAGCUCAUUAAGCUGCAGUACAAUGCAGGAAGUUCUGGCUGCUUUCCUUUGCACUAUGACAGCGACGAGUCAGUCGACGCCAGACGGGUCACAGCCAUCCUGUACCUUAAUCCUGGCUGGGAACCAGCGCAUGGCGGGGAGUUGCAACUAUUCCCUUGGCCACGCCCUCCAGUGACAAUUCCACCGCUUGAUAACCGUCUGGUCAUCUUUUCUACAUGCAGAAUGCUCCACAGGGUGCUGCCAUCCCUUGCUGAGCGAUUUUGCCUCACAACUUGGAUGUCGAUCAUGAACCCGGGGCCACCACCGACACCCAUCCAGCAUCUUGAAGCAGGCUCUUCUGAUAGAAGCCUUGAAAAUCUGGCUGCUCAGCCAGAGGUUCGGAGAGCACUGGCAAAAGUACAUCUGAAAGAUUCAUGGGCCCAGUCAUUGAUAGAAAGCCAUGCAGACAGCGAGGCAAGAACUUCGAUGCUUGCCACCUUCUGGAGAGAGGUAGAGCUCUUGCAGCAAAAAAUCAAAAUAUUGGGAUUGGAUGGGAUUGAAGUCUCAAAACUGAAGCACGCCCCUGUCCAAUGGUUUUGAUGCUCGCCAAGACUUUGUGUGGCAUUUUGCAAAUUCGUUCGAGUAGGUGCAGAUGCAGAUCUCAUAAUCUGUUGGCAACUAACUCGAGUAUGCAACCCAUGUAAACGUUUUCAAGAUGUC